AUGACCGUCACAUACACAGCGCGUGUUGCCAACACGCGCUUCGGCGGCUUCUCGCAGCUCCUGCUGCUAUGGCGGGGGAGCAUCUACAAGUUGCUGUGGCGGGAGUUGCUCUUCUUCCUCGGACUCUACAUGACGCUGAGCAUCGCCUACCGCUUCGUGUUGAGUGAAGACCAGAAGCGUUACUUUGAGAAACUCGUCAUUUACUGUGACCAGUACGCCAGCCUCAUCCCUGUCUCCUUCGUUCUCGGCUUCUACGUGACGCUGGUGGUGCACCGCUGGUGGGACCAGUACCUAUGCAUGCCGCUGCCCGAUGCGCUUAUGUGUGCCGUGGUGGGCACGGUGCACGGGCGCGACGAGCGCGGUCGCCUCUAUCGGCGCACGCUCAUGCGCUACGCUGGACUCUCCGCUGUGCUUAUUCUGCGUUCGGUCAGCACUGCGGUCUUCAAACGUUUCCCCACCGUGGACCACGUGGUGGAGGCUGGGUUUAUGACCCGCGAAGAGCGCAAGAAGUUCGAGAACCUCAACUCGCCCUAUAACAAAUUCUGGGUGCCCUGCGUCUGGUUCUGCAACCUAGCCGCGCAAGCCAGGCGUGAGGGCCGCAUCCGCGACAACAGCGCCCUCAAGCUGCUACUCGAGGAGUUGAAUGUGUUCCGGGGCAAGUGUGGGAUGCUCUUUCACUACGACUGGAUUAGUGUACCCCUUGUCUACACCCAGGUGGUCACCAUCGCAGUGUACAGCUACUUCCUGGCCUGCCUCAUCGGUCGCCAAUUCCUGGACCCAGCGCAGGGUUAUAAAGGCCACGACCUGGAUCUAUUCGUGCCCAUCUUCACACUGCUACAGUUCUUCUUCUAUGCCGGCUGGCUCAAGGUCGCAGAGCAGCUCGUCAACCCCUUCGGAGAAGAUGACGACGACUUUGAGACCAACUUUCUAAUCGACCGCAACUUCCAGGUGUCGAUGCUGGCCGUGGACGAGAUGUACGACGACCUGGCCAUGCUGGAGAAGGACCUUUAUUGGGACGCAACCGAGGCUCGCGCCCCCUACACAGCGGCCACUGCCUUCCUGCUGCAGCAGCCGUCUUUCCUGGGUUCCACCUUCGAUAUCACCCUGGCCAAGGAGGACAUGCAAUUCCAACGGCUAGACGGCGUGGACGGACCGCCGGGCGAGACGCACAGUGACUUCCUGCAGCGCCUCCUGCCGGUUACUGCGGGCCCUGCCGGAGCCCUACUGGGCCGGCGCUUGUCGCUCUUGCGCCGCAAAAACAGCUGCGUGUCAGAGGCGUCCACUGCAGCCAGCAGCGCGUGCGCUGCGGCCCCGGAGUGCGGCUGCGAGGACCAGCUACUAGACCCUGGCCUGCGGGAACCUGAGGCCGAGUCCCUCGCUGCUCCCGAGCCGCCCGCGCCCGCAGUCGGACCCGCAGCCGAACCUUUCACCAUGGUUCCCAUGCCCGGACCACGAGGUCCCGCGCCGCCCUGGCUUCCUAGCCCCAUUGGCGAAGAAGAGGAAAAUCUGGCCUGA
Molecule: messenger RNA, 1515 nt
Organism: Chrysochloris asiatica (Cape golden mole)
Lineage: Eukaryota; Metazoa; Chordata; Mammalia; Afrosoricida; Chrysochloridae
Gene: BEST2
Product: bestrophin 2
Exons: 9
Coding region: 1-1515 (504 amino acids)
Molecular function (GO): chloride channel activity
Source: RefSeq, a predicted model, not a curated record